UUCUGGCUUCAUGGUUUUUUCGGUGUCGUCCACAUGGUAUAUUGGGUAUCGCGAGAGCCAAGUGCACUUUCAGGGGGAGAGGUUUUAGUGCUGAGUCUUGGAAAUUGACUCACGAGGUGCUGAGGUCUUGCACGUCGCCACAAGCUCAAUUCAGUUGCUAUUCGAUCGUCAGGCGAGAAGGUGGAAAAGCAUAUUUCGUGUUAAUCUGUGCCCCCACGUUUUCUUUUUAGUAGCAUACCGUUUCUCUCUCUCACUUGCAGAGAUGAUCUUGUAAUUUUCAUCAAAUUACCAAUUGUGCGGUGUUUUGUGUGUUUUCUUGUGAUUUUUUUUCUCUUUGCCGGGGUGAAAGAAGAAAAAAAAAGAUCUUGAAAGUUUGAUCCCAAUCGGAAUAUUUCAAUAUGUGUGUGCAACAGAGUUUUUAACGGACUUGUGAUUCAAUGCAACUCUUCAUUAUAAGCUUGGCAUUAUCCAUAGAGAUUUCCAAGAGGAGGAUUUAAUUUAUGGAUUAAAAUUUCAAUCUUCUCUGCAUUUGAUUACAGAUUGAAAAUUAUCUCUAUUUUUUUUUUAAAGAAAGAAGUUAUUUGUGGUGGUGGUGAAUUUCCACAUGAGAUGAUUAUGAAAGGGGAAGGCGGAAAAUAUUGAGGAUUAUCAAUCUUCUUGCAACACAAGAAAAAUGUUCAAAUGUGCAUUGAAAGGGGAGGCGUGAAAGAGCACAAAAAUCUUGUGCGCGUGUGCAUUUGAUGUUAUCACUAAAAUUUCCAUAUGACCAGGUGUGUUCGGCGUAAAGGUAGACAAUUGUGCCAGAAGAGUGAAAUAUGUCGAGAUGGAAAGACACGGUGAAAAAGAGAGAAUUUACCGGAGAUGCAAAAAGCCACCCUGGGCACUUGGAUGAGAUUCUUCCAGCGCCAAUUGAGAAUGAUCCACAGAGUGUUAUGGAGGAGGGACGGAUUAGUGUGCCAAAGACUCGGAGUAUUGCUGGGCUCUCGAGGAGCUAUCUGAAGAAAUUCACCAAUUACUUCACGAAUAGCUCCACCCUCGGCAAAAGCCGAAAGAAUCCCUUCACCGUGGAGGAGAAGUUCACGGUAAAGGCCGAGGGGGAUAAUUUGAGUAGUGAUGGCUCAACGAAGGAACUAUGCUCAGUUGAAUCGCCCAAAGUGAUGCAGAAAACUACUGCGACUAAGACAGAAAAAACUGAAGAUGGCCAGAGAGCUGAAUUACCAGAUUCUUCAUCGUCAGCAGGAACACCAAAUCCGGAAUAUAACGCGUUUCUCCUGCCGCGAGUCUGCCUCAAGCAACAGGAAUCCGGAGUCACCAUGAGACGAUCCAAUAAUUCCGGUUCGGAAAAAGGUUACAGCAAAUCUGGUCAUGAACGCAUUUCAUCGUCUCACUAUUCAACGGACAAGAGUGGCUCAUCGGGAUACUAUAGCUCUAAUCUCUACUCCACUGGCUCUGUCGAUGAGCACAUUUACAGUGAGCCGGUGAUUGAUGCUAUUGAGGCGUCGGCGGUAAAGAUGACACCAAAGAUCGCAGAGAAGAAGAAUAAUAAAACGUGCAAUUUUGCUGACACCCUCAAUGAUGAUGAACGAAAGGUUCACCGAUCUGUUGGGUAUGAUUUUGAGAAUGAACAGCAUUAUGGAUCACCAUUGGAGAGGCGUCUAUCACUAGAGUAUGCAAAGAGAUCGACACAGAAAUUACCGACAAUUAUGGAGGGUAUCGAUGGGCAAAUUCCCCGUCCAAUCUGGCCAUCGGAUAUGGAUGAUUCUCUUGUGGAUAUCAAUUUGGACUCAUUUCUGCUCAAUAAGGAGAAAAAUGGGCAAGUGGAUGGGAAUGGAAGUUCAGUUGAGGGAAUUAUCAAUCCAGCUCUGGAUUGUGAUGAUUUGUCGGAGAGCAAUAGCCUGGAGAAUAACUAUCGAUGUGCCAAAUAUGUCAAUUCCUGUCCAGAAAAUCCGUAUUGCGUUGAGGGUGUUCUGGAGGAUUUGCAGUCAUCUGUGGACAAAUCCCUUUCGCUCUAUCUGCAGAAAUGUGAGGAUAAUAUCACCAUUCAGACGACAAGGGAAUUCCUCGAGGAUAUCCGGAAGAAACUUACUACUCUCCUGGAGGAGCACUAUGACGAAAAUGGUGAUCCAUUGACACCAACACGAAGCACGAUUGUCCGUGCGGAUGACAAGCGACAGUCUCGUCGCAAAUAUACCACUGUGAUCAAGGAGGACAUCAAGAAUCUCCGGAGUGACCUGGAUGACUAUCUAAAGGUCAUGAAUCAGACGAAUGAAUUUGAAAUUCAGCAGCUAUGCACAGGAAUUGCACGGGAUGCUCGAUUGACCACCAUGAAGAAUGCCCUGGAGAAUCGGAUGCGCAAUCAGGAGAAUGAACGACGACUGGGAAGUCUGGUCAUGAGGAAUUUUUCCGAUGGAUGUCGUGGAUCCGGAAGGCGAUCUCUAGCCUUCUAUGACGAAGAUCUUCUUCAUCAGAGUGAAGAUCCGAAUUUUCAGCUUAAACGAAAAACCUCUCCAUGCUCCUCAGAUUGUGAUCCAAUGGCACAGGAAAUUGUGGAUAGUGAUGCCAUUGUUCCGGCUGAACAGAGUCAAAUGCAGCAGAAUAUUGCAAUGCAGCCAGCGCCUCUUCUUCUGCCGAAGAUAUACAAGGGCCCGGCGUCUGAGCAAGAAAUGAUUCUCGAGUGGCAUCGCAAUAAACCAAGCAUCUGGGAGCAGUAUUAUGGGAUCAAUAGACCGGAUCAGCCAAUAAUUGUGAGGAAGACCAAAAUCACCAGCGGCAACGGCAAGAAGAAGCCCAUCUCCGUGGUCUCAUACGUGAGUACAAUAUUAAUAUUUCUUAAUAAUAUAUCCGAUUUAUCCAUAAAGCACCCUCCCACCCUGAUAUACGCCCCAUCUCUCUGUGCUCACACCUCAAAUCGCGCUAUUUAUGGGCCUCAUGGUGCGAACAAAUUGCGUGUAACCUUGUCGUGGCAUCGAAUCGUGUAUUUUGUAACGUCAACCAUGUCUUCGUGGGCCUCUCUUCCUCCUCCCGGACAGCACUGUGCAUAGUAGCACGAUGCUCUCUAAACUUGGCUAUUGCGCCUCUUGUGCAAUCUACACACACUUUAUUCAUAUCGCGUCUCACCCAAACAGUGGCUUCUGUCUUGCACUCAAAAUGAGGCAUUUCGUGUCACGGCUCUGUUCUUCGGAACAGAGCUGUGAAUACUUUGGUGAAUUCAGAUUCAGAUUUUGCAUUAAUCAUUGAGAAUUUAAAAUAAUUUAUUUGAUGACUUUAUGAUUCUAUUUCAAUGAAAAAUGAAAAGACGGAAUUUUUCAUUCGAACAUAUUUUUUUAGCAUUAUGCACAACGCACAAUAAAUUUUGUUUAGUAAACAUGUUUUUGACAUUUCAGUGAGAGUGAGUGAGAUCUAGAUAUAGUCAUCUCGCUCAUUCUCAUGGGAAAUUUUGGAAACAUGUUUACAAACAAAAGUUAUUGUGCGCUGGUCAUUAUACUGUUCUUAAGUGCUUCUGCAUUAUUGACUUUUCUUUGUGUUAGUUCCUGUCUCGACUACUUUGUCCAGUUCUUGCCGUGUUCUAAAACCGCCAAACAGUUGAGACAUGAACCAAUACAAAGAAAAGUCGAUAAUUCAGAAGCACUUGAGAAGAGUAAAGUGCUAAAAAAUAUUCAGGAGAAAGAUUUUUUCUCUUACUUUUCCUUUUUUAUCGAGCUCCUAUAUUAUUUUUAAUCGUAACGAGAUAUUUGCAUUGGUAAUCAUUUUUACAAUGACGUAUCCCGUAGUAGAAAAAAUCUGCUAAGUCCAUUGUAGAUAGCCUAGGAGCGCUUUCCCGUAGUCCAGAAUAUUUUCUUUAGAACUUUACUGUUGACAAGUGUUUCUGCAUUAUCGACUUUUCUUUGUGUUGGUUCCUGUCUCGACUGUUUUGCCCAGUUCUCGCCGUGUUCUAAAACCACUUAACAGUCAAGACAUGAACCAACACAAAGAAACGUCAGUUAUGUAGAAGCACUUGAGAACAGAUGCUAAGAAAUGUUCAGGAGAAAGAUUUUCUCUAUUCCUUUUCCCUUAUAAGAAGGGGAAAUCUUUCCCCUAAACAUUUUCUUAGCACAUUACCGAGCUCCUAUAUUACUUUUAUUGGUAACGAGAUAUUUGCAUUGGUAAUCAUUUUUACAAUGAUGUAUCCCGUAGCGGAAGAGUCUGCUAAGUCCAUUGUAGACUGCCCAGGAGCGCUUUACCGUAGUCCUGAAUAUUUUUUUUUAGAACUUUACUGUUCACAAGUGUUUCUGCAUUAUCGACUUUUCUUUGUGUUGGUUACUGUCUCGACUGUUUUGUCCAGUUUUCGGCGUGUUCUAAAACCACCAAACAGUCGAGACAUGAACCAAUACAAAGAAAAGUCUAUAAUUCAGAAGCACUUGUGAGCAGCAAAGUUCUAAAACAAUGUUCUAGCUGAUGUUAAGGCAUUUUCAGAACAUAUAUAACAUCCAACCUAAGUCAAGCGAUUGUCUGGAUACAGGGGCUCGAAGUUCAAAAUUUUGACACUUUCAUGAAUACAGAACUACGAGGAGCUUCUUUCAUCGAAAUCAUUACAAAAAGGCAGCGCUAUCGUUAGACGAUAAGAUCUAACAUACAAAAAAAAAGAAAA
Molecule: messenger RNA, 4627 nt
Organism: Phlebotomus papatasi
Lineage: Eukaryota; Metazoa; Arthropoda; Insecta; Diptera; Psychodidae
Exons: 3
Coding region: 816-3041 (741 amino acids)
Source: RefSeq, a predicted model, not a curated record